This is a messenger RNA of Aphis gossypii (cotton aphid), 2125 nucleotides long. RefSeq names its product probable serine incorporator (gene TMS1). Gene Ontology annotation, cellular component: membrane. NCBI's taxonomy places the organism in Eukaryota, Metazoa, Arthropoda, Insecta, Hemiptera, Aphididae. The transcript has 9 exons. Bases 207 to 1577 code for a protein of 456 amino acids. The record is from RefSeq and is a predicted model, not a curated record.
UUAAAGUAAAUAUUAUUGUGUCAGUAUUAAGUUGCGUAUUAUUUAACAUUUUAUGAACAAAGCGAUACCCUUUGUCAUUCAUGAGAGCGGAUAGGUGGACAUUGGCCACUAAUAGAAAUCGAUAAUUCGAUUGUUGCAUAUAUUUUACCUAAGGAUACUUAUUACGAAUCUUCUACGAUCGCUACAAACUACAACCGACGUCGAAGAUGGGUGCAUUAUUUUCAUUGUGUACAGUCGGUCAACUGGCAUGUUGUUGCGGUCAAGCAGCAUGCUCUCUAUUUGCAUGUUGCCCGUCAUGCGGAAAUUCAACGUCAACAAAAGUUAUGUACGGCCUCAUGUUACUCGUAGCUAUUAUAUUAAGCUGUAUCACACUCGCCCCCGGACUGCAAUCGUUUUUACAAAAAGUACCAUUUUGUGAAGGUGAUCAUAACACUGGUUUAACUAGUAACUUUGUCAAUAAUAUAUCUGGUGUUUCAAUCGAUUGUAAAAAUGCUGUUGGCUACAUGGCGGUUUAUAGAAUUUGUUUUGCCAUGUUCAUAUUCUUUACACUUAUGUCAUUUAUUAUGAUGGGUGUGAAAGAUUCUAGGGAUGGACGAGCUCCUAUACAAAAUGGAUUUUGGGGCUUGAAAUAUCUUAUUGUAUUUGCUGGUAUUGUUGGUUCAUUUUUCAUUGCCCCAGGAAGCUUUAGUCAUAUAUGGAUGAUUUGUGGUAUGAUUGGAGGUUUUAUUUAUCUCAUCCUUCAGUUUGUACAAGUUUUAGAUUCUGCUCAUUCAUUAGCUGAAUCAUGGCUAGACAAAUGGGAACAAACUGAAGAUAAAAGAUGGUAUUUUGCAUUACUAUUUACUACUGUAGUAUCAUAUGGACUAGCAAUUACUGGACUUAUUGUUAUGUAUCACAGUUUUACCCAGGAAAACGGAUGUGCUUUGAACAAAUUUUUCAUCACAUUAACAGUUAUAAUAUGCAUAGUUAUUAGUUCAAUUUCAAUUACUUCAUGUGUACAACGGGUGCAUGAAAAAUCUGGUUUAUUGCAAUCGUCUAUUGUUAGUUUGUAUGUGGUGUAUCUUACUUGGUCGGCACUCAAUAGUGGUCCAGAAACUCAGUGUAAUAAAAGCUUGGCAGAAAUCCUGAGUCUAUCUAAUUCUGAUGGUUCUAAAGUACAUUUUGGUUCAGAAAAUUUUGUUAGUAUUGGAAUUUUUGUUUUAUUUGUAUUAUAUUCUGCUAUAAAAACGGGAUCAUCCUCAAAAUUCUCUAUGAGUAAUUCUACAGAAAGAAUAGGCAAUGAUAGUGAUCUUGAAGGAGGUCCAGUUUCUGGUAACGAUGAUAACUCUGGUAAACUAUUUGAUGAUGAAAAAGAAGGAGUUGCAUAUUCAUGGUCAUUUUAUCACUUCACGUUUGCAAUGGCCACUUUAUUCUUAAUGAUGACACUUACAAAUUGGUACUCACCCAACUCCAGCUUAGAAAACCUUCAUCCAGAUUACGCUUCUACUUGGAUUAAGAUAUUAUCUUGUUGGGUCUGUGCUGGGCUUUAUGUUUGGACAUUAGUGGCGCCAAUUAUAUUACCAGACCGUGAAUUUUAAAUUGUAUCAUCAUUGAAAGUAUUAAAUAAGUUGUUUUAAGCUCAUCUAUUAAUAUUUUUGGUUAUAAUUUUAUAUCUAUACAAUAUCAUAUUAUUAUUAUUAUUAUUUAAUUUUUUAUAAUAGUUAAUCAAUAUGUUUUAACUAUGGUAAAUUAUUCCUCUCUAUUCUACCACAAUUAUUAAAUCAAUUACAAGCAUUCAUGAUCAACAUAAAUAUUAAAACCAAACUUGUUAUAAAAACUUAAAUUGUAUUUAGUUGCUUUUAUUUUGAUUGUGUGAUUAAUAAUUAUGUAAUGAAAAGCAUUAUAUUACCUUAGAUUUUAAAUAUAGCUUAUGUGUAAGAUAUGUUGUAGAGAACACUUGAACAAUUGACAAUUUUUUUAUAUUGUUUAACACUAUUCCAUUUUUCUUAUUUUAAAAUAUUGAAGUUAAUUAUAUAAAAAAUGAAACUGUAUGUUAUGCUUACAUUGAUAAUAUAUUAAUGAUUUUGAUUGAUCAUGUUGUGAUAUUAUAAAAGUUAAAUAAAUGUAUUCAUACUUAAUUAUCUUA